Messenger RNA from Saprolegnia diclina VS20, 419 nucleotides. RefSeq lists its product as hypothetical. NCBI's taxonomy places the organism in Eukaryota, Oomycota, Saprolegniomycetes, Saprolegniales, Saprolegniaceae. The transcript is spliced from 2 exons. Bases 18 to 419 code for a protein of 133 amino acids. The record is from RefSeq and is a predicted model, not a curated record.
AUGACACGUGGUCGUUCAUGGGCUACGUGGCGCUGCACGAGUGGGUCAAUGGCUACCGAGAGGUCGUCUCGUUCCAAGGCGACGUCGCCACGUUCAACUUGAUGUCGGAGCGCAUCGAGCCGAUUCCAUUUCGCGCCAAAACGAUCGAAGUACCCAAAAGCACGUGCAAGUACCUCUACGUGGUCGCCAUUACAACGUCGGUGGUGCUUGUGGGAGUGGCCUGCAUCACGGCAGCGUACGCUCUGCUUCAGCCAACUCCAUACGCCGACGGCUCGCAUCUGUUCAUGUACAAUCGCGUUGCCGGGUCGGUGUGGGUCGGUCGACCAUUGUUGCUGCUUCGCGCGGCGGCCGCCAUUACUAUGCUCAGCACGACACCUCUGCGCACAUUGGGAUUCUCGCAGGCGAAGCCACGUGGGUAA